Molecule: messenger RNA, 1518 nt
Organism: Miscanthus lutarioriparius
Lineage: Eukaryota; Viridiplantae; Streptophyta; Magnoliopsida; Poales; Poaceae
Source: the annotation of a GenBank genome assembly
AUGGCGGCGCCGCUCCUCUUCUACGACCUCAGCCUCCUCCCGUCCUCCUCCUCCGGUGACGGAGGCGAUGGCAACUCCAACUCCUCUUCCUCCUCCCGCCUCCAACUCUUAGCCGCCACGGCGCGCGCUCUCGAGCUCGGCUACGCCGCCGUCGCUCUUGACCACCCCCACCGCGGCAUCCUUGCCGACCCCCACCGCUGCCGCACCGAGCUUUUCGCGCCCCUCUCCUCGCUCCCGCUCCCAUCCUCCGCCGCUCUCCAUGGCCGCCGCCUCGCCUCCCCCGCCUCCGAGCCCUUCCGCCAGUACACCCGAAUCACCCUCUCCCUCGAUUCCGCUGCUGCCACCGCUUCCGCGCUCGCCCCCUCCGCCUCCCGCCUCCUCCGCAACUACGACCUCGUCGCAGCCCGCCCCCUCACCCAGGCCGCAUUCGAUCACCUCUGUCAGGCACCCCUCUCAGCUCAACACCUUGAUCUCAUCUCCAUCGAUUUCUCCUCGCACGGUAAGCUGCCCUUCCGCAUCAAGCCCCCAAUGCUCAAGCUUGCCCUGCAAAAGGGGCUGCAUUUCGAGAUUGCCUACUCCCCACUCAUUUCUACUGACGUCAAUGCCAAGAGCAACCUGAUAGCUGAAGUCAAGCUUUUGGUGGACUGGACUAAAGGAAAAAAUCUCAUCAUCUCAAGCGCUGCUCAUACUGCUUCCCAGAUCAGAGGCCCCUAUGAUGUCAUAAACCUAUCUGCUUAUUUACUUGCCAUUCCCAUCGACCGAGCAAAAGCUGCUAUGUCCACCAACUGCAGGUCACUUGUUUUGAAGGCUAUGAGGAAGAAACACUUUUACAAAGAAACAAUUAGAGUACACAGACUAUUACCAAUACCAAAUGAAGAGUUGACUUCAACAAAAUUCAAGUUUGCUGAUUGGAUUGGUUGGAAUUCUGUAUCAUCUGAAGUAGGAGCAAAUCAGCGGGGACCUCCUUCCAACUUUGAUGAACUUCCUGGUUCACCCAUAUGUGGUGUAAUAGAAGGGUCACACGAAAAACCUCACAAUCCUGAUGUGUCUGUCAUUGCUAAACUGUCAGAACAACCUAGUGAUCAAGGUCAAAUCCCAUCUGAAACUCAAGAAGAGACACUACAAGUUGACAGAACUGAAGUCCUGACAGAUUGUGUCCAAUCUAUCUUGCCAGCAUCUUUCAAUUAUCAGAAUGCUAUACUUGAGAAGGCCGAAAACAAUGAAGUUUUUGUCAAUCCUUUUGUGCAGCCUGGUACAGGUUGUUUUGCUGACCCAAAAAUUAUCGCCAAACAUGUUGAAUUCGUGCAGGAUGCAAUGGAAGUAGAUACAAUAGAAUCAUGUAGGCCAAAACUCAUUGUCAGUGACAAUAUUCCUUCAACCUCUGAUACUAGUACGAAGCUAGCAUGUUAUGCUCUUCCCCAUGGCAUAGAGUUUUCUGGUACUAGUCUUGAGGAUCAGGGGCCAAGUCACUCUAGUGAAAUCCUAGCUAAUGAUAAGUCUUAUGAAAUAUCACACUGA